Molecule: messenger RNA, 1878 nt
Organism: Mizuhopecten yessoensis (Yesso scallop)
Lineage: Eukaryota; Metazoa; Mollusca; Bivalvia; Pectinida; Pectinidae
Exons: 1
Coding region: 1-1878 (625 amino acids)
Source: RefSeq, a predicted model, not a curated record
AUGAUAAUGAGCUACUUCGGAGGGAUACAGUUGCGGUUUACAGUUGGGGAGAGCACUACAGAGUGGCAAGACCUGGAAAAGGGAAUAGUUACAGGAUGUACCAUUUCACCUAUACUCUUCAUCAUGGAAAUGAAUAUCAUCAUCAAGGCAGCAGAGAGAAAAACCAGAGGACCUAGAAUUGAGUCUGGCAUCUACCAACCAGCCAAUAGAGGCUUCAUGGAUGACCUAACGAUCACUACCACCACACAUAUACAGGCCAGAUGGGUCUUGUCCGCGAUGGAGGAGGUAGUUACAUGGGCACGGAUGCAGUUCAAACCUCGGAAAUCACGUUGCAUGAUUAUGAGGAAUGGCAGACUCAGCCGACAGUUUGUACUGAAGGUCCAAGAGGAGGAGAUACCUUCAAUCAUUGGCAGCCCCAUAAAGUGCCUAGGGAAAUGGUUUGACGACACACUCAGUGACAGCCAGAACCACAAGAACACCCAAAGCCAAGUGCGCCAGUGGAUGAAGAAGAUCCACAAGUCGGGACUUCCUGGAAAGUACAAAGCAUGGAUAUACCAGCAUGGCAUGCUACCAAGGCUCACAUGGCUGCUGCUACUGUAUGAAAUACCAACCUCAACAGUAGAAGGGUUAGAGAAGAUGGUGAAUGGGUACCUGCGGAAGUGGCUUGGGGUCCCACCAAGUUUCACAUCAGUUGGGCUGUACAGUUGUUCGGCAGAACUACAACUACCAUUCAAAUCGGUCGUUGAAGAGUUCAAGGUAGCAAAAUGCAGGCUGGUGAUGACUCUGAGGGACUCCAAAGACGUGAAAAUCAGCGAGGCAGGGAUACAGACAAGAACAGGGAGAAAGUGGUCAGCAAGCACUGCAGUUGGUGAAGCAGAGAGUAUGCUCGAGUUGAAGGAUAUCAUCGGGAAUACCUGCGUCGGAAGACAAGGAGUUGGCUUCUCUCAUUUCCAGCAGUGGGAGAAAGCAAAUACCCAAGAAAGACGGCAAAUGGUGCAGAAAGAAAUCAGAAGGAUUGAGGAGGAAAGGAGGAGAGGGAAAUCUGUAGAACUCAGCAAACAGGGUGCGUGGACCAGAUGGAAUCUCCCAGAGAGGAAGAUGACGUGGGCUGAAAUAUGGAGAAUGGAGCCCUUCCGGAUAUCAUUUCUGCUACGAUCCGUGUAUGACACGCUACCAUCUCCUGUUAACCUGCAUCAGUGGGGAUUGACGGAGGAUCCUUGCUGCAAGCUAUGCGGAGGAAGAGGAACAAUGGCUCAUAUCUUGUCUGGUUGCAAAGAAGCACUACGACAGGGUAGAUACCGAUGGAGGCACGACAACGUCUUGCGGGUCCUAGCGGAUAUCCUUGAAGUGGAGAGAAGGAAGAAAAGAACUGGUGUAAGAACAAACCAGGCUGGUAUCAAGUUUGUGAAACCAGGGGAGAAAGCCACAGUGAAGCCUCGAAGCACCUCAUCCAUCUUUGAACGGGCGUCAACAUGGGAGAUGAAGGUUGACCUUGACAGGAAGCUUGUGUUUCCAGGAAUAGUGGAAACAACACUGAGGCCUGACAUGGUAAUCUGGACAGAGCAAUCCAGACACCUCAUCGCCAUAGAGCUCACCGUACCAUGGGAGGAAGGCUGCGAGGAAGCUCACGAGAGGAAGAAAGCCAAGUAUGAUGAGCUGAUGGAAAAGUGCAGGAGCAGAGGAUGGACAGUAUGGCUCUUUCCAGUGGAGGUUGGCUGUAGAGGUUUCCCCGCAGAGUCAGUGUGGAGGACACUACAGUCAAUAGGACUCACUGGGAGAGCAAGAGCUACCGCCAUCAGACGAUUGGGAGAAGCUGCAGAGAGAGCAUCGUGCUGGCUAUGGCACAAACGAGAUGAGCCGAUGUGGAAGCCGACAUAG